Nerophis ophidion (straightnose pipefish) is the source of this 10937-nucleotide messenger RNA. RefSeq names its product basonuclin zinc finger protein 2 (gene bnc2). The record is from RefSeq and is a predicted model, not a curated record. Gene Ontology annotation, biological process: regulation of DNA-templated transcription. The coding region runs from base 507 to 4361 and encodes 1284 amino acids. Lineage: Eukaryota; Metazoa; Chordata; Actinopteri; Syngnathiformes; Syngnathidae. Gene Ontology annotation, cellular component: nucleus. The transcript has 6 exons.
AGCUCCGUCCCGGUAACUUUAAAGGCAAGGAAGUGUUCUUAAAAAAUCGUCUUUGUGGCUUUUUAUUAAAGUAAGAUUAAUAUUUUGUGUUGGUUGACUCUUUUGGCGGGAGAAGAAGAAGAAGAAAAAGAAGAAGAAGAAGAAGAAGAAAAAGAAGAAGAAGAAGAAGAAGAAGAAGAAGGGGACGUGGUGAUUGCGCGUCACCAUCUGACUUUCCAAACCUGCUUCGACGCGCUUGUUGGAGGAGGAGAGGCAGCAGCAGCAGCAGCAGCGGCGAGAAGCACCUUCGAAGCCAAAAGAAUAACGACCACCGCUAAUAAUCCACCCCCAAAAAGUGACAACUAGCCCGGCGAGAAGUUUUCCAACCGACCACUGAGAGAUUCACGGAACUCACGGCGAGGAGAAAGUCCCCCCGCUGGAGGGCGAAAGACGACUUUAUUGGACGCGGACAAGUUUUAGCACACUGCAAAAAAAAAAGGGCCAGGAGUUUCGCAGAGUUCUGCCAGAUGCAACAUGCAACCAUGUCCAAGGAGGCAGAGUUGGAUGUGAGAGGCGCGCGGGAGUCCAGUGACCCAGAGACGCCCAGGAGGACGCCCUCGCGCUCCCCGUCCCCGUCACCGUCGACCCCGGCCGACCACGGAGGAGACGCCGCCCCCGAGCGCCAGCCCUCCGGUCGCGGCAGCAGCGGUGCUGCGGGCGGCGUUAUCGGCCGACGCGGCGGGAGCUCCAUGCAGUUCAGCAGCAGACCGCCUAGUGCUGAGCAGCCGGGCUUCAUGGGGACAUGGCAGCAGCAGACCACUGACAGCAACCUCCUCUACAGGAUGUCCCAGCAGGCCAUUCGCUGCACGUUGGUCAACUGCACGUGCGAGUGUUUCCAGCCGGGCAAGAUUCACCUGCGCACAUGUGACCACUGCAAACACGGCUGGGUGGCUCACGCUCUGGACAAGCUCAGCACCCAGCACCUGUACCACCCGACCCAGGUGGAGAUCGUGCAGUCCAACGUGGUGUUCGACAUCAGCAGCCUGAUGCUGUACGGAACCCAGGCGGUGCCGGUGCGGCUCAAGAUCCUGCUGGACCGCCUCUUCUCCGUGCUCAAGCAGGAGGAGGUUCUGCACAUCCUGCACGGCCUGGGCUGGACCCUGAGAGACUACGUCAGGGGCUACAUACUGCAGGACACUGCAGGCAAGGUGUUGGACCGCUGGACCAUCAUGUCCCGAGAAGAGGAGAUCAUCACCUUGCAGCAGUUCUUGCGCUUUGGCGAGACCAAAUCCAUCGUGGAGCUGAUGGCCAUUCAGGAGAAGGAAGGGCAGGCAGUUACCGUUCAGUCUUCCAAAACCGACUCCGGGAUUAGGACGUUCAUUGAGAGCAACAACAGGACACGCAGCCCGGGACUGCUUACACAUUUAGAAAAUAGCAGCCCAUCUAGUAUUCAUCACUUUGAGAAUAUCCCCAACAGCUUAGCAUUCCUUUUACCGUUCCAGUACAUCAACCCUGUGUCUGCCCCCAUGCUCGGUUUGCCCCCCAACGGACUACCAAUGGAACAGUCAGCUCUCCGGCUACGGGAGCCCAGCUUGCCCAACCAAGUUGAACAAGUGGAAACGAGCGAGUCAGACGUGUCCAUGUCGCCGUUCCGUACGAGCCAGAGUCCGAGCCGUGGAACCUUGGGUGGCAUGAACAACACUGAACCCAAAACGGAGCCCAGCAAUCGGGCAUCCCCCGUGUCGCCAUCUCCGUCCCUCCAGCAGGCUCAACAGCAGCAGUCACAGCAACAGCAGCAGCAGGGACAACAGCAGUCCCAAAGCCAGUCCCAGACUUCCAACACCCUGAGUGACCACCAGAUUCACCUUCACUUUGUCAAAGAGGAGCAGUCAAAAUCCAUCACCCAUGCUUCAUUUUCCUCCAAAAUGCACCGCAUGAGGCGCAUGGGCUCCACCUCCCGCAAAGGCCGCGUGUGCUGCAAUUCUUGCGGCAAGACCUUUUACGACAAAGGCACGCUCAAAAUACACUACAACGCGGUACACCUAAAGAUUAAACACCGCUGCACCAUCGAGGGCUGCAACAUGGUCUUUAGUUCCCUGCGCAGUCGCAACCGCCACAGCGCCAACCCCAAUCCGCGUCUGCACAUGCCUAUGUUGCGCAAUAACCGCGACAAAGACUUAAUUCGUGCCAACUCCAACUCUGGUACGCCUGUCAUCUCAAGCACCAAAAAUGGUGGAUUCACACUUACAAGUCCUGGCCGGCCACCUCUGGGCUUCACCACUCCACCAAUAGACCCGAUGCUUCAAUCCCCCCUGCAGAGCACACUGGUGUUCCCCUCUCUAAAGUCAGUGCAACCAGUCCAACCUGUGCCCCCAUUCUACCGUACACUACUGUCCCCUGCAGACCUAGUUAGUCCACCCGUCUCGCUGCCCAUAAGCCCCAUUCUGCCCACCACCACCAACGGCACCACCUUAAUGGACCAGCAACAGCAGAUCCUGGCGGCUGUGGCUUCACACAACAAUGUCCAUGUGUCCGAGAUGGGAGCCAUGUCGCAGAGCUUAAACACAGUUGGUGGCCAUCAUGAGCCAGGCAGCGGCGGCGGGGCAGACCCCACGCCCAAAAAGAAGCCUCGUAAGUCCAGCAUGCCCGUGAAGAUCGAGAAGGAAGUGAUUGACGUGGCUGACGAAUACGAGGACAAAGACGAGGAUGACGACGAUCACAUCAACCACAAUCAUCACCCAUAUCACCACUCGUCGCUCCUUCACAACAACAUCAGGAUGAACGGAAACUACAACAGCAACAACAACAGUGGGAGUGGCACAGGGAACCACAGCGGUGGAAGCGGGCAGCAAUCCCCUUCCCAGGAUGAGAUGAGUCCCGGUAUGACUCUGAGAGGCAUGAUGAGGCAAAGUGAGGAUGAAUGCCGAGAGGGGGCUGGUAGUGACGGUAGGGGCGAGCGUCGAGGUUCUAGUGACCUACGCUGUAUGGACAGCUACACUUCUGAGGACCAAGACCACGAAAGAGACUUUGAGAACGAGUCUGAAACCUCGGACUCCAAGAUGUACUACCGGGAUGAGAUGAUGGACGUGGAGGAACAGCAGAAGCACCCAAAAGGUGGAAAGGACCAGCGUGACAACAGCAUCGAGGAAGGCCAUUUGAGAAAAGACGUAGAAGGAAAAGGUCAGCUAUCACCGUCUCCUCACCAGGCGGCCACCAAAAUCAAGGAGGAACUUAACGACCCGACUUACGACAUGUUCUGUAUGAGCCAGUACGGCCUUUACAACGGAGGCAUGGCCGCCGCGGCCGCCGCCAGCAUGGCCGCUCUGCACGAGAGCUUCAUCUCGUCGAUGGGCUACGGCGCCAGCCCGCCCAAAUUCCCCACGUCUCAAUCGCCGGACGGGGACCCGUGCUCCAGCCCGGACCCCAAGAUCUGCUACGUGUGCAAGAAGACCUUCAAGAGCUCGUACAGCAUGAAACUGCACUACAAGAACGUGCACCUCAAGGAGAUGCACGUGUGUACGGUCGCCGGCUGCAACGCCGCUUUCCCCUCACGGCGCAGUCGAGACAGGCACAGCUCCAACAUUAACCUGCACCGCAAACUGCUGACCAAAGAGCUGGACGACAUUGUCCUGGACCCCCAACUCACGCCACUGCCCAAUGACUUCCGGGCCGAGUUACUGGCCAAGAUCUACGCCGGGCACCACCACAUGGCUUUGGACCCGACGGGUGGGAUGGCGUUCAGAGGCCUCGGCCCCGCCGCCUUGAUCCACGGCGCGCAUUCCCCCAUGGGCAACAUCGACUUCUCCCAGCGCCUUCUCCACCCGCACCUGAAGAACCACCACGCCAACGGCUUCUCCCGAGGCCAGCCGGACGACUACGUGGUGCUGGACCUGAGCACCACGUCCAGCGGCAGCGUCCACUCCUCACACGAGUCGGACGAGGGCAGCGACGAAGGCGUCCUAUUGGACGACCUGGAGGAGGAGGAGGGACUGGAGGAGGAGAAAGGCAACAGCGAGGGGGAGGAACAGGGGCGAGAGACUUCGGACACGACCAGCGAGUGCUUGGCAUCGCCGUUCCGCCUCUCGUCCACCGGGGGGAGCAACAACAACAACGACGGCGGCGUCCUGUGCAGCAUCUGCCACAAAAUGUACAGCAACAAGGGGACUCUGCGCGUGCACUACAAGACUGUGCACCUGCGCGAAAUGCACAAGUGCAAAAUCCCCGGCUGCAACAUGGCGUUCAGCUCCCUGCGCAGCCGCAACAGACACUCGCAGAACCCCAACCUCCACAAAAACGCGCCCUUCUCCGCGCUGACUCCUCAAACCCCGCCCCUCUUUCCUCCUCUAGCCCCUCCCCCCCUUUGUACUCAGCCCUGCCCGUGAAAGAUCCUUCCGUACGCUCCACUUUGUCCCCGACUUGGAAAGAAGACGUCGCUGGUUUUCAUACACCUUCUCCUCUCCAAAGAACUUCUUAUUUGUGACUUUGCCUGCGGACAAGAUCGUACUGAGACUUUGAAAAAAAACUAACAAACUUAAAAAAAAAACAUGUGUCUCGUUGUAUUUGUGUAAUGAUAGCUUUGAAAUGAACCCCCUUAACGGAGGGGGAAAAAAGCAUGCCAGCUUCAUUUGUAAAUAAUGUCCCGAGAGUGUAGAAGACUCGUGUUGAUGGUCCGUUUGCUUCUUUUUUUGUUGUUGCUUUUUAUGUUACAGUCCAGUACAAUACUUCAAGCUAUAGGCAAGAAAGAGGUAGCAUCUUACUAGCUUGAGUCAUUUUAUCACAUCUUAGGCAAAAAAAAAAAAAAAAAAAGACAAAAAAAACCUACAUAAGAAUAUCACGUGAAAUGCUUUGUUGGAUAUUCAGAGGUUGCCGGCAUGCUCUUCUUAGGCUCCCACGCGGAUAUCUGUGUCUUAUUGAUUUCGGUUUGAUGUUUAUGCGAUUCCGUUUUUUGCACUUUGCAUCUAUACAAGGGGAUGUGUAAUAUUAGUGAGGACGUUUGCAAUGGUGAGUUAAGGUGCAUCCUUUGAUCGUGGAACUUCAACCUGCCGGCGCCGUUUGUUUGCUUUUUUUUUGCGUGUGCCCUUAAAUGUAAACAACAACAACAACAAAAGAUACGACAAUACCCGACAAAACGUCACAUGAAUGGAUUUUGGUUGUCCAGUUCACACUUGUGGUUCGGUACUCUGAUCCGGGCUAAAAUAAUUGCUCAUUCUUCACAAUGCUGGUUUUCUCAUGACAACUAAAGCACGUGACUGGUCGGAUUUCUUAACAUUAGGAUCAUUUUAUAAGACUGUGGUACCUUCGAAAUAAUGUCAAUUUAAAAAUAUAAACGCAAAAAACACACAUUUUCAAAAAGAACUAAAGAGUGCAGCUCCAUUUCCUAAUGGUACAAAAAAAUCAGCCCAAAUAUGUAAUCACUUUUGAGCCAUUUCUAACAUUUCCUGAGAGUUAUAGAAAAAAAAACGGCCAAAACUUUGAGUUAUCUAAAGCAAAAUGACAGAAACAGAGUGAACCCUCUUGUCAAAAAUCCACUAUGUUUGUCUAGCAUAAAUACACAGAAGUUGAAGUUGGUAUCAGGCCCAAAUUUAGAUUUGGUACUCUGAUCCGGACUAAAAAAAGUUUGCCUAGCCUUCACAAUGCUGUUUUUGUCAUGACAACCAAAGCACGUGAUUGGUCGGAUUUCUUAACCUUAGGAUCAUUUUUUAAGACUGUGGUACCUUCGAAAUAAUGUUAAUUUAAAAACAUGAACACAAAACACACAUUUUCAAAAAGAACUAAAGAGAGCAGCUCCAUUUCCUAAUGGCACAAUAAAUCAGCCCCAAAAUGUAAUCACUUGUUCCUAAACCCAUUUCUGACAUUUCCUGAAAGGUAGAGAAAAAAAAACACCCAAAACUUUGAGUUAUCUAAAGCAAAAUGAAAGAAACAGAGUGAACCCUCUGGUCAAUAAUCCACUAUGUUUGUCCAGCAUACACACAGAAGUUGAAGCUGGAAUCGUAUUGUAAAGUUAAGAUAAAAUAGUAGAAAUUACCAGAUUCGGUACUCAAAUCUGGCUAAAAAAAAAAAAAAAAAAGUUUGCUUACAAGCACAAUGGUGUUUUUGUCAUGACAAUCGAAGCACCUGAUUGGUCAGAUUUCUUAAUAUUAGGAUAUUUUUUUAUGAUUGUGGUACCUCGGUUUUUAGAAAAAUGGUAUAUCUGAAAAUAUGAACACAAAAAAAUCAGCACUUGUUCCAUAUCCCAUUUCUGAUAUUUCCUGAAAGUUAUAUGAAAAUCCACCCACAACUGUUUGAGUUAUACAUAGCAAAAUGAAACAGAGUGAACCCUCUUGUCAGUCAUCCACUAUGUUUGUCUCUGCCCCACAGACGUUAAAGCUGGUAUAGUAUUGUAAACUUGAGGUAACAAAGUAGAAAUUAUUCGACAGGCCCGGAUUUCUUCGCAUUAGAAUCCUUUUUAAGACUCUGGUACCUCGGUGUUAGUGAUCAUUGUGAAAACCAAAGCAGAAAUAAUGUAUGUUGAAUCCAUAAAUAGGAACACAAAACAACAUUUUACAGAUAACUAGCGCGUGCAAACCUCUGGCAAGCACUGUUUCCCCCCAUCUAAACAUCCUAAAUCCAGACGGUGAUCGGAUCAGCCCCAAAAUGUUAUCACAACGUUGGAUGAAAAACCGCCCAUUUUUAUAUCGCUAUAUGUUUUUAUAUCUAUAGUGGAAUGAAAGAGAGUGAACCCUCUCGUCAGUCAUCCGCUGUAUUUGUCCUUGCAGGGUUGCUGGCUUACCCACACAAACGUUGAAGCUCCUAUCAUCUCGUAAAUUUAAAGUAAUGUAGUAGAACUGAUCCAGAACAGGCCCAAAAUCAGAUUUGGACAUUGUUUUGAAAGUUUCAUGAAAAUCCUCCCAUAACUUUUUGAGCUACAUAUAACGGAAUGAAACAGAGUGAACCCUCUCGUCAGUCCUCCACUGUAUUUGUCCUUGCAGGGUUGCUAGCAUAAACACAUAGAAGUUGAAGCUUCUAUCGUCAAUUUAAGGUAAUGUAGUAGAAAUGAUCCGGAACAGGCCCAAAAUCAGAUUGAGACAUUUUUUGAAAAGGUCAUAAAAAUCCACCCCUAAGUUAGUGAGCUAUCUAUAUGGGAAUGAAAGAAACAGAGUGAACCUUCUCGUCAGUCAUCCACUAAAUUUGUCCUGGCAGGGUUGCUAGCAUAAACACACAGAAGUUGAAGCUCCUAUCGUAUCGUAAACUUAAAGUAACGUAGUAGAAAUGAUCCUGAACAGGCCCAAAAUCAGAUUGAGACAUUUUUUGAAAAUGUCAUAAAAAUCCGCCCAUAACUUAUGUUGCUAAAAAAACAAUCCAACAUAGUAACAAGUAAUGAUGGAGAAAACAAAUUAAAUAUGCGUAAUGAAUAAAAUGAGCAGGGUUCUUUCUUGAAUUAAAUAGUGUUUCUCACCUUUUUUAUAAAUGCUGGUACUCUCAACUUUCUUCGGCCCCAUGGCGGCUUAUUUUGCAGUCGUCGUACUCUGUAUAGAAAACAAAAAAGCACAGCGACUGAGUCAUCGACACGCGAGCAAACGGACUAGUUCAGGUGCUGCGGUCAAAGUUGGAGUUGCCACAAAACACAUUUUAAGAUAGCCAACACACUACUGCCAUCUGGCGACUAAAGUGGACAGUGCACCCCCUGAUUCGUCACGUUUCGUGUGUCAGUUAAACUUAUAUGAAUACCCUUCCUACCGUUUUUUGACAUCAUUUGUCUUUCUUUAUGAAAAGUGCUGGUACUCACAAUUUUCUUCGGCCCCAAGGUAGCUUGUUUUGCAGUCAUACUCACAUAUAUAUAAAAAAGGACAUCGACUGAGUCACCAAUACGUGAGCAAACGGACCAGUUCAGGUGUCUACACUUUUUCAAACCAGAAAAGAAAAGGCAGAUAUAGUAAUUAUUCCGCUGACAAAACAUUUCAGGCCUUGAGCAAACUGGAAAACUGACUAAAAAUGGGGAGAAAUGUGUCCAGGGUGCAUCAUGAGAGGAUGCAUUAAAACAGGGGUGUCAAACGUACGUCUCGAGGGUUUCAUCCGACCCGCGUGAUGAGUUUGCCAAGUAUAAAAAUGAACCGAAAAUUUUGGAAAGAAAAACUGCAGUUCUAAAUGUGUCCACUAGAUGUCAAAAAUAGCAAUUCUUUGUAUCUUUGUAGAUGAUGCUACAUAUGUACAGAAUAAACCACAUGUUAGUACAUCAGCCGAAAAAAAUGACCCAACUACAUAAAUAACAGUAAUUUGAUAUAUAUUUUUUUUUCAUCUUGACCUAUUGAUAAUUAACACCAAUAAGUUGACUGAUGAACAUUAUCACAUCAUUUAUUUAGAAAGUAUAAAUAAGAAAAAAAUAAAGAUAGAAUACUAUUAACCGCAACAUGUAAGUGUAAAAAAACAACAACAUGAUUUUUACAUUUUCAGAAUGUACUUUUUGCGUAUUUUUUAAACAAAAAAAAACAAUCUGAAGUUGUCUUUAUUUUUAAGUUAUCAUGCCGCGAUUUUACCAGUCCGGCCUACUUGGGAAUAGAUUUUUCUCCAUCUAAAAUGAGUCUGACACCCCUGCAUUAAAAUCACCAAAAAGCACAAAUAAUAAGAUGUACAGAUCGUCGGCCGUUUUGGUUUUCAGGUUCGAUUUUGAACUCGUUACAUUUUUUUGAGGGGUGUUUUACAUUCCAAUCUGUGUUUGUUUUGUCAGUAGAACACAACCCUGGACUAGUUUGUUACUCUCCAUGUUUAUUACCGAUACCUUUUGUGGAAAUCUGACGAAAAAAGUGGCGUGCAAAAACCGAGGUACCACUUUAUUGAAAAAUCUUCCAGAAUAUAAAUCUAAAGAGCGCCAGCACCGCUUCCUGUUUUUAUUUGUGUCCCGUCCUGGUCUUUGGUCAAGUGAACCGCACCAGAGUUGACUGAACCCAACGUGUGAAUCCCUACAAGAACCGGCACUUCUUAAAUAGUCCCCAACCUCCACGGUGACCGAGCUCAUUGUACUUAAAAACUUAAAUUACUGACAUGAUGCACUUGAGUCUUAAAAAAAAAAAAAAUAUCUGUGAAAAAAAACAAAGAUGGUACAAGUACUUCCAGUGGUCCAAGUAGCCAAGGGAGCACAGUAUUUAUUGGUGGCUGGCGUUAAUUAAGCCCAGCAAUUUUGCUUUACAGUAGAGACGGGAUUCAUAUGGCUCCAUUCCUGGGUGGACCUGGCAUUAAGGGGUUAGAGAGGGAAAGCAGUUUGCUGAAAAUGACGGAAAGCGCCUCGACACAGUUGGACUUAUCACAAAACGUUUUAAGAUUGCCAAAACUAAAUUGGACAGCGCACCCCCUACUUCGUCACGUUUCAUGUGUCAGGUAAACCCAUAUGAAUCCCCUUCCUAUUGUUUUUUUGACGUAUUAAGGUGUGUGAGCGACGCCAUGUGACUUUUGUUUUUGUCUUACUUGACUGAUGCUGCACACAGAAGGAAGAAUAUGCAGUGUUACGUGCCGACACUUGUACAGUAUCUACCCGCUAAAAAGUAGGGAUGGGCAACAUUUCUUCAUUCAUUCUUAAAUGAAUGUUUUACACUCCUCUUUCCGUAAAUGAUAUAUGGUGGCGCCCCAUAAGAGUUGGCUUAAAAAUAAAAAAAUAAAAAAUAAACGGUCUGGGACACAUGCUAGCAUACAGUAAGGAAGGGAUUCCCAAUUCGUCACAUUUCAUGUGUCAGGUAAACCGCGUCGAAUGGGGUCAUAUGAAUCCCUUUUGAAGUUUUAGUUGAUGGCGGCCAUGUUUUUCGACCAAUCUCGCUCAAAUGUCACACACAUGUACAUGUCAGGGCCCUGGAGGUGUGCACCAAGUUUCGUAUGGACAUGUGACAUUUCUUCAUUCGUUCUUAAACGAAUGUUUUACACUCCUCUUUCCGUAAAUGAUAUAUGGUGGCGCCCCAUAAGAGUUGUGCUUAAAAAAACCAAAACAAAAAAAACGGUCUGGGACACAUGCUAGUAUACAGUAAGGAAGGGAUUCCCAAUUUGUCACGUUUCACGCGUCAGGAAAACCACGCCAAAUGGGCUCAUAUGAAUCCCUUUACGACGGAAGUUUUUGUUGAGGUUUUUCACCCAAUUUUGCCCAAAUGUUACACACAUGAACGUGUGUCAGGGCCCUGAAGGCGUGUACCAUGUUUCGUAUUAAGAAAUUGUAUGGGGGGGAAAAAUAUGGGGUUUAAUAACAGAAAAAACGGUAGGGGACACAUUUUCAAAUGGUGGAGCAGGAAAUGUGUCAUAUUUACUCUUUCAGUGGGAUUCUGGCUGUAGCUGUGCUGUACCGGAACUGAACACAGCUGAUUACUAAAAAAAAAAAAUCUGUAUCCGGGUUACAUCACUGUCAGUCUUUUUUUUUUUUUUUUACUGUUAUUGUAGUUUACGCGGGAUUAAACUGCUUGAAGGUGGCGUCCACAGAACACAAAAAGACAAGUAGGUGUGUAUAGAUGCUUCAUUUUUCCCUUUCAACCACAUCUUAAUUUGAACUGGAAACCUGUGAAAUAGCAGAAGGGUCUUAAAAGAAAACGCAAUCUCAAACGUGUGGAUGAAUAUCGUGCCAAUUAGUAGGUAGUAAAGUUGAGGACCUGUAUUAUUAAGUCUUAAAGGUUGACACGGCUGCAAGAACAAAGUAUUACUUUUUGUGAGGGGGGGACGGUGACUAAGAAGCCUCAUUGAUACUGCAAGUUGCCUAAAAAGGUGUUGCCCAUUUGCAGACGCGAGGUUUCAAGUGGUCCUCCUUUGUUUAAAAAAUAAAAAUAAAAAAAAGAAAUCUUUACUUUUUUUCUGUAUCAUAUCUGUCUGUUUUGUUUUUGUUUGUUUUGCAUAAAAUGCAUAAGGGUUUUUGGGAUGUAAAUGGAAUUUUAUUCAUAUUUUGUCCAAAUACCUCUUGUAAUUUGUAUCAGAAUUCUUGUACAAUUUUUAUAUUAAAGAUUUAUCAGUCACUG